Messenger RNA from Trypanosoma conorhini, 786 nucleotides. RefSeq names its product dephospho-CoA kinase. The transcript has a single exon. The coding region runs from base 1 to 786 and encodes 261 amino acids. Gene Ontology annotation, biological process: coenzyme A biosynthetic process. NCBI's taxonomy places the organism in Eukaryota, Euglenozoa, Kinetoplastea, Trypanosomatida, Trypanosomatidae. The record is from RefSeq and is a predicted model, not a curated record. Gene Ontology annotation, molecular function: ATP binding; dephospho-CoA kinase activity.
AUGCCGCGCGUCGUCAUCCUUGGCGUGGCGGGCGGCAUCGGAAGUGGCAAGUCUGUGCGCUGCAAUCACCUGCUGAGGUUAGCACAGGCACGUGCACGGCAGUCGAUACAUUCGUUUGAGGCGCACAGUAUCUGUGUGGACAAGGUAGGCCACGACAUUUAUACUCCGGGGAAGCCAUGCUACUACGACGUCAUCGAUGCAUUCGGAAAGGAGAUCCUGCAGGAUGGAAAGGAGGACACAGUGACAGCUGCCUCACCUUCUGUUCUCGGCGAGCCAUAUAUUGACCGAAGGAAACUCGGGACCCGCGUGUUCGCGGAGUGUCAUGCAAAUGAGCUGCGGCAACUCAAUAACAUUUGCUGGCCGCACAUCCAUGAAGCCGUUUUACAGGAGAUCGAAGCUGCCUCGAACAAGGCCCUAGCAAAUAAUAAAAACGUGCUCUUAAUCAUUAUGGAGGCUGCACUUCUCAUUGAAAGCAGUCUCUUGUCGCUGUGCGACGAUGUCUGGCUCACGACAUGUGACAAACUCGCCGCUGUGGAACGUGUGAUGGAGCGUAAUCACUUGACGGAGGAGGAGGCCACGGCCCGCGUUGAGGCCCAGGGUAGUCUUGCAAAGAAGCUGGAGUUUCUGAAGAACAUUAAGUUCAAGGGCGAGCUGGUGAUAUUCGACACGACAAACGAUUCCCUGGAGGUGGGACUCAAGCGCGUCACAGUCGCCUUUGACGAAUACUGGCUGCGGAAACUGCAGCCGCUGCUGAAGGACCCUGAUGCGGAAACCGGCUCAUGGUAG